AUGGGGACAUGGAACCCCACAAUAACACCAGAGACACACCGAGAAACAGGGUCAGAGAGCGUAGAGGAAAAGAAACACGGUGAAACCGGCCAACCGAUGAACCACAACAAUAGCCCACACCCAAAACAAGGAACCAGACGUAACGAGACGCAGAAAACGCCACAGCCAAGGUGCUACAAUGCCCCAUUAACAUCCAAUAUGCUCACUAACAAAACUCCAACAAACGCCGUCAAGGGAGUCCAACUCCCAUGGACACCCCCCCCCGCUGAAGGUACGACCAGCAGAAAAGAGAACAAAGCAGCAGAGCCAGGGCCCCGCGCAAACACAGGCGGAAACGGGACGAGAAACGAGAGGUACCACAGAUCUGCAGCGAAGCGAUUCGACACCGUAAACAGCUUCCUACCUUUGACCUAUGCACAGGUCCUGUCCUCUCCUCCGCGACAGACAAAAGCACUCACUCAAGACAACAACCGCAUCAACAACCCCUCCCCAAAGGCGGAUGACCCGUUCAAAGACGCGCUCGCUGGCUCCUUAACACAAAAAGAAAAUGGACAUAACGAGAACACCCCCGAACCUGACUUGAGUCUAGAGUACGUCGACCCCGAAAGUCCUACACCUGCCCCCAAAGUCAACAAGAAAAACAACAACAUAAAAAGAAGAAGCGUGCCCAUGAACGGCAAAAGGGACCCCAAAGAGCGCCUAGAGCUGGGAGUAGGAAGCCCUAACGGUGACCAGAGGGAGGAUGGGGAUGAGAGUAUGCACUCUGCCUCACCAGUCACGAGGCAGGAGGCAAUGUACCAGUUGACCUCGCCCAGAGCCCCGACCCCCGCCCACCAACAGGCUCAAGCGCGUCGCUUCAAUACUGAUCCUCCAAGAACGGAAGGCAUGGAACACCGCUUUAGGUUCGCACCGCACCCACCGCGAGGGUGGUCAACUUCAAUCAACGGAGACAACAUGGGGGACCAAAACACCUUCACGACUGCAAAGGAGCAGCUAGAGAAAGAAAGGAGGGAGGAAAGAGCACUGGAGGAACAGAUACGCCGCAGUGAGUUUCUACUGGACCAGCCCCGCAUUGCACAGCUCCAGCCCCAAGUAGAGAGUAACCAGAACCAAGUGGAAAAUGAAGUUGGGGAACGGGCGAUCGACAGCGCCUUCCACGAUCCGAUCGGGGGCACAUUCCCUGAAGUCCACGGCCUCGACGAACAACGCUGCAAAGAACUCAUUCCCAAAGAACAGGUAGAAUACUACGACGACCAAGCCCUGAGAAUUGCAACCCAAGUGCUAUUGCUGCUAAGAAGCCACGACAACCCUAGUAUGUGCCCGACAGCGAGAGCCGCCGACGUACUAGCCAUAGUCAAGAAGGCACUGCCGGGACCAAGCAACUUCAUAAUCGGGUCCCCAAACUACCCCCUGAAGCCGAGAAGUGCGCAACACGUUCUGGUCCCUUGCAUAGGCACGAACUUUACCGAGGAGCAAGCCGCGGUACUGCUGGAGAGAAGGUACUGGGGAACGGACAAGACGUCAAUCUUCAUCCUUCCAUGGAAAGGCGCAAUGUCAGCCUAUCUCUUCUCCAUCAUGACCUUGAACGUUGAUCCAGACCACCCAAACAUGGAAAACCUCCCCGCCAUAUGGGUGACGAACGAGCUCAAGAAGAAGAAAGCACUGAUCGACUUCCUAAACAAGCAUGGUGAUAAUAUUCAUCUCAUUAGCGAGGACCGCGCAACAACCCGACCAGAUUGUAGUUAA
Psilocybe cubensis is the source of this 1746-nucleotide messenger RNA. RefSeq lists its product as uncharacterized. The coding region runs from base 1 to 1746 and encodes 581 amino acids. The transcript is spliced from 6 exons. Lineage: Eukaryota; Fungi; Basidiomycota; Agaricomycetes; Agaricales; Agrocybaceae. The record is from RefSeq and is a predicted model, not a curated record.